Molecule: messenger RNA, 3062 nt
Organism: Colius striatus (speckled mousebird)
Lineage: Eukaryota; Metazoa; Chordata; Aves; Coliiformes; Coliidae
Gene: GPR162
Product: G protein-coupled receptor 162
Exons: 5
Coding region: 990-2696 (568 amino acids)
Biological process (GO): G protein-coupled receptor signaling pathway
Cellular component (GO): membrane
Molecular function (GO): G protein-coupled receptor activity
Source: RefSeq, a predicted model, not a curated record
CCGGGGCCGGGGGCCGGCACAGCCGGGCAGAGGCUCGCACAGCCGCGCGGGGCGCCCGUCGCCAUGGCAGCGCUUGCUCCGGCGAGAGUGAACCUCAUGGCCUGAAUCUCCAAGGGAACCUUUGAAAAAGGACCUUCCCCUCCCCACCAUCUCCUUACUGUUUGCUAGCUCUGCCCUGCACUGAGUAGGAAAGCUUGAAAGAGCAGGCUGCGCCCUGGAGGGCAGCAAAAAGGACAAUAUAGUGAGAGUGCCGUUAGGUCUUGGGCAGGGAAUCCUCUGAAUCUCAUUCCUCACCCUUCACUCCCUGCUGACGGCUCUCUGACAGCCUCAGCAGGAACCUCUACCCAGCCACGAGUGUGGCAUUUGGCAAGAGUGGGGUUAGCCACAGAGCCAUCGUCCUGCCUCUCGUCUCCUCUGAAACUCUUGGCAAGCUCCUCAUUCCUUGGGACGCUGGGCAGCAGGCUACUGCUGCUGCCAAGUUAUUUGGAGUCGCCAGCAGUCCCUGUGUGCAUGUGGCCUUCACCGAUCCCAGCAGAAGGUGGUGCCUGAGAGAGAAGGUGCCUGCUGGGCACAAGAAGUAAGGAAAGCUUUUUUUUUUUUUUUGGAAAGAGUGGAGGAAGGGGAAUGAAAUAGAUGGGGAGGAAAAAAAAAGGUGAGCCCAAGCAAGUGAGGGAAGAAGCACUGGUGAGUGUUCAUGAGAAAGAAGGAGAGAGAAGGUGGAAGAAAGAAAAACAAAGAGAACGAGGGAAAAGACAGUUGGAAAAGUUUGAACAAGGUAAAGAAAUAUAAGCAAACAGAAGGGAAAGGGAGACAGAGUGGCUGACUGUUCCACACAGCCGCUGGUGGCAAUGCCUUGAGGAAUCCCCCGGCGUGCAUGCGCCUUGCAUCGUGGCAGCGGCAGUAGAUGAGGAGGGACGUGGCUCCCACCCCCAGUGCAGAGCCCCACUCGCCCUCUUACAGAAUCCCAGCAGCCUCACAGGUGUGGCAGCAUGGGGGACUCUGAAUCAGAGUCCACCUUGCACAACAACUCACUGUGGUGGCUGGCAUGCGGGAUGUUAGCCCUGUUGGCCAACUCUUGGAUCAUUCUCAGCAUCACAGCCAAACAACAGAAACACAAGCCCCUGGAGCUGCUGCUGUGCUUCCUCGCUGGGACCCACAUCCUCAUGGCAGCGGUACCCCUCACCACCUACGCUGUGGUGCAGCUGCGGCGUGAGUCCUCUGACUAUGACUGGAACGAAAGCAUCUGCAAGGUCUUUGUCUCCACAUACUACACCCUGGCGCUGGCCACCUGCUUCACGGUGGCCUCCCUCUCCUACCACCGGAUGUGGAUGGUGAGAUGGCCAGUCAACUACCGGCUGAGCAACGCCAAGAAGCAGGCUCUGCAUGCAGUGAUGGGCAUCUGGAUGGUGUCCUUCAUCCUCUCCACCCUGCCUUCCAUCGGCUGGCACAACAACGGCGAGCGCUACUACGCCCGUGGCUGCCAGUUUAUUGUCAGCAAGAUCGGGCUGGGCUUUGGCGUCUGCUUUAGCCUCCUGCUGCUCGGAGGAAUCGUCAUGGGCUUGGUGUGUGUGGGUAUCACUUUCUACCAGACCCUGUGGGCGCACAGAAGACGCCGGCGGUGCCGCCAUCAGAGGGCAGAGGAAGCGUCAUCCUGCUCUUCAGCGGCACACACCACCUUCAACGUGCCGGCCAUCGUAGUGGAGGACGUGCGAGGCAAAAGGAGGUCUUCACUGGAUGGCUCCGAGUCAGCCAAGACCUCCUUGCAGAUGACCAACCUCAUCAGCGCUAUAGUCUUCCUGUACGACACACUCACUGGGGUGCCUAUCUUGGUUGUGAGCUUUUUUAGCCUGCGCUAUGAUACGGCCCCCACCUGGAUGGUCCUGGCUGUGCUCUGGUGCUCCAUGGUGCAGACCCUGCUGCUUCCAUCGUUCAUCUGGUCCUGUGAGCGCUACCGAGCAGAUCUCCGCACCGUGUGGGAGCAGUGUGUGGCUAUCAUGUCUGAGGAAGACAGCGAUGAUGAUGGUGUGUGUGACGAUUAUGGCGAUGGCAGGAUCUGCAAAGUGAGAUUUGAUGCGAACGGUGCUGCAGCCGUGAAGCGGGACUCCCGGGACAUCAAGCUGCUACCCAUGCACCACAUGUUGCUGCCCCAGGACAAGGUCCACUACCUGCAGGUCCCUAUUUCCCGGAGAAUGUCACACGAUGAGACUAACAUCUUCUCUGCCCACCGCUCCACUCCAUCCUUCCUACACAAAUGGUCUUCAUCUGACGACAUCCGGAUUCCCACCACCCGCAAGCCUGGAGGCCCCGGCUUCUUGCCUCCUCAGCUGCAGGACUACCAGCACCGCCGGCGGCUCCCAGAAGAUGAGCUGACGACCCUGCGGCAGUUUCUGGAGGGGGGGCUGCUGCCCCGGGGCUCCAGCUCCAGCGCCUGCUUCUUCCGAGAUGAGAUCACGACAUUCAUCGACGAGACGCCGCAGCCCAGCCCAGCCUGCAGCCCACGGCACUCCCGCCUCCUGCUCGCGCCGCGCCGUGAACGCAGCCUCUCCCUCUGCAGCAGGGAGGAGAACGCUGAGCGGCCUCGGCGCUGCUCCCUGGCUGCCAACGAAGCCUGGCAGCUGCAGGAUGGAGAGCAGGCACCGCUGGAAGGGACCCUUGAGGCUUGCGAGGCACAGACCUUCCAGGAUCCCAAACUAUGAGAGACAGCGUCAGAAACAUUCAGUGCCAUCACGAUUUUUAAAUAAAGUUUCAAGCGUUCCCUUUGUCCCAGGACCCAAUCACUAACGCGCAUUCUCAUCUUUCUCGCCAGCAGGCAGGAAAUGCGGCACCCCACACUGAUGGGGGGGAAAAAGAAGUGGGACAGACAGACGUGCAGGAGGGAGCGCAAUGGAGGGACGAACUGACAGACAAACAGCCUGUGCCUGCUCUCAGGUUACAAACACACCCUCCCCACCGCCACCACCACUGGGCACCCUCGCCAGCCCCGUCCCUUUGUGAACUCCACCCCCGCAUCCGCUCUGCCCUGGGAGACAAGGCAGGCGCAGAAUGGUAUUAAAAUCCUACAU